Molecule: messenger RNA, 1362 nt
Organism: Batrachochytrium dendrobatidis JAM81
Lineage: Eukaryota; Fungi; Chytridiomycota; Chytridiomycetes; Rhizophydiales
Exons: 6
Biological process (GO): transmembrane transport; ATP transport; ADP transport
Molecular function (GO): calcium ion binding; ATP transmembrane transporter activity
Source: RefSeq, a predicted model, not a curated record
AUUCCAUUGGGAUCAACGUUUAUGUAUGCUCGCGAACUUGUCAGAGCUUGCGAUAAGACUGCUGACGGUCGAAUUACAUUUCCAGAGUUUGAGGCGUUUGUUAAAGAAAAGGAAAAGGAGCUUCUCCAACUGUUUCAAGAGAUUGACUCUGGAAACGACAAUGUUAUUCAUCUUACCGAGCUACUGUCGUCUGUGCGUGCUGCAGGUAUUGAUGUCUCUGAGCAGGAGCUACAGCAAUUUAUAGAGCAUGUGGACAAGGGAAACGAUGGUGUUAUUGAUUUCUUUGAAUGGAGGGAUUAUUUGCUCCUACUUCCUCAGAAAACAACACUCACAAACGUAUUUAAAUUCUUUAAUACUCUACCUAAUGUGGAUCUUAAUGCCGAUGCUGUUCCAAUACCAGAUCAUAUAUCUGUACCUGGAUUUUCUGCUCGUCUAAAGUAUUUUUUGGCUGGUGGAAUCGCUGGCGCAGUGAGUAGAACAGCAACUGCACCACUUGACCGUCUAAAGGUGUUGCUACAAACUCAAACGUUUAGGCCCCGUACAUCAUAUCUAGAGUUAUUGCUUUCGUCUGUACGAAAAAUCUAUCAAGAUGGAGGUAUACUGUCGUUUUACCGUGGAAAUGGGCUCAAUAUUGUCAAAAUCAUUCCCGAGUCUGCCUUGAAAUUUUUUAUUUUUGAAUACGUCAAGGACAUCAUCCGAAGCAGAUCAGAUUCACCAACAUCAGAUAAUGCACUUGGUGUUGGUGGUCGUUUUAUUUCCGGUGGAAUUGCAGGACUGGUAUCCCAGUUUGCAAUUUAUCCUAUAGAAACGACCAAGACACGAAUGAUGGCGCAAAUUACAAAUGGUGCGCCUCAUAAACUUGCAAGAUUAGAAUCUAUCGGUCAAUUGCACAAGGAUUCGACAAUAUAUGACACUGUGCGACAUAUGUGGACUGAGGGUGGUAUUCGGGCAUUUUAUCGAGGCUGCAUUCCCGCACUUGUCGGGAUUGUACCUUAUGCGGGAAUUGAUUUGGCGGUGUUUGAAACCUUGAAGCAGUCGUACAUCUCAUGGAGUCGAUCUCGAGAUCCUGCAAACUUUCCAUUUGGAUCCACUCCUCAUCUUAGUACGCCUGUUAUUCUAAUGUUUGGCAUGAUAAGUGGAACGUGUGGUGCGGUACUUGUAUACCCGCUCUCUCUUGUACGAACUAGGUACCAUCCGACAUUUUACAGAAACUCAUUUGACGUGGUUAAAAAGACAUUUGUAAAGGAAGGCAUGCUCGGCUUUUAUAAAGGUUUAAUCCCAACACUAUUCAAAGUACUUCCUGCCGUUUCAAUCAGCUACUGGGUAUAUGAGAAAUCAAAACGAGCUUUGAACCUGCCCUAA